Molecule: messenger RNA, 582 nt
Organism: Microthlaspi erraticum
Lineage: Eukaryota; Viridiplantae; Streptophyta; Magnoliopsida; Brassicales; Brassicaceae
Source: the annotation of a GenBank genome assembly
AUGGAUUUCAUCAAGACCAGUUCCCUGCGUGCUCUGAUUGAGUUAACUUUCCAACGCAACUGGAAUGGCCUCAUUUGGAUGAGUAGAAAAGGAGUUACAACCAAAAGAGUGAAGACUGUCCAGACGGCUCUAUCGAGAAUCAGCGCCCAACCGCGCAGUCCGGCUGGCCGAGGAACGAAUGUUCCGCGCUCGGCCAAAUACGUCCGUCCGUCUGAAGUCUCGGCCAAAGUCCAAACCGUCGGCCGAUCACGCAAUCACGACCCGGGAAAAUUGCCCGCGGUCGGCCACGCCACAACCGCUCACGCCACGCCGCGCACGACACGCCGCGAGCCGGGAAAAACCCUCGCGUCCGGCCGAGAUUUCAUCGGCCAAAUCUCAUCCGUCCGACCACGCCGGCCGACCGUGAAUCCAUCCGGCCACGACCGUUCCGACUCGGCCACGACCCGAUUGUCCGGCCGAUCGUCCCGACCGACCGUCCCAACGCCGCGGUCGACCCGAAGCCCUUUUGAAGCCCAAAUUUCAUAUUUUCAAGCCCGGCUUAACCCUAAGCCGCCUCUAAAAGACCUAGCACUAUAUAUAUAG